UUCUUCUGUUAUCUUCAAUUCUUCAGCUGCAUUGCGCGCGAUACAGACAGAGCGAUGGUUUUCUCUGCUUCACUCUCUGGUACUGCUUCUGUUAAACUCUCACCUUCUCCUCAUAGUGAGCCGUCUUCUUCAUCUUCAUGGUCGAAAUCAACUCUUUUCAUGGGAGCCCCGAUUACCUUUUGUCCCACUCGAAGUGGUAAACAAUCGGAUGGACGAAGGACACUCGUCGUGUUCUCAAAGAGGAUUUCCGGUUUAGAAGAGGCAAUGAGAAUCAGGAGGCAACGAGAGCUUCAAAGUAAGGUCAAGUUUCGAAAAAGACCGCCUUUGAGGCGUGGAAGGGUGUCGCCCCGUCUUCCUGUGCCUGAUCAUAUUCCCAAGCCACCUUAUGUUGGUUCAGAUGUCUUACCAGAGCUUUCCAAAGAGCAUCAAUUUCAUGACUCUGAAGGUAUUGCUCGAAUGAGAGCUGCUUGUGAGCUUGCAGCUCGCGUCUUGGAAUUUGCAGGGAAAUUGGUUAGGCCAUCAGUGACAACGAAUGAGAUCGACAAAGCAGUACACCAGAUGAUCAUUGAGGCUGGUGCUUAUCCUUCUCCUCUUGGAUAUGGAGGAUUUCCCAAGAGUGUAUGCACAUCUGUUAAUGAGUGCAUGUGUCAUGGAAUACCUGAUUCGCGUCAGCUACAGGAUGGUGACAUAAUAAACAUUGAUGUGACAGUCUACUUAAAUGGAUAUCAUGGUGACACAUCAAAGACGUUUCUCUGCGGGAAUGUUAGUGAUGCUCUUGAGCGUCUUGUGAAGGUGACUGAAGAGUGCAUGGAGAAAGGAAUAGCUGUUUGCAAGGAUGGUGCCAGUUUCAAAAAAAUUGGAAAGAGGAUUAGUGAGCAUGCUGAAAAAUAUGGUUAUGGUGUGGUGGACCGUUUUGUUGGACAUGGUGUAGGGACCGUGUUUCAUUCUGAACCAAUAAUAUUGCAUCAUCGGAAUGAAAUGCCUGGUACAAUGGUUGAAGGUCAAACAUUUACAAUUGAGCCAAUUCUUACGAUGGGAGGUAUUAAGUGUGUAACGUGGCCUGACAACUGGACAACUUUGACAGCUGAUGGCAGCCCUGCUGCACAGUUUGAGCAUACCAUUUUAAUUACCAAAACUGGUGCAGAAAUUUUGACAAAAUGUUGAUUAAUAUUAGUCACUAUAUUUUGUUUUUGGCUCAAAAUCUUCUCCACGUUACACAAUUUUGGUAAAGGUGCAAAUUCAUUUCCAUUCA
Manihot esculenta (cassava) is the source of this 1252-nucleotide messenger RNA. RefSeq names its product methionine aminopeptidase 1B, chloroplastic. The coding region runs from base 55 to 1164 and encodes 369 amino acids. NCBI's taxonomy places the organism in Eukaryota, Viridiplantae, Streptophyta, Magnoliopsida, Malpighiales, Euphorbiaceae. Gene Ontology annotation, molecular function: metalloaminopeptidase activity. The record is from RefSeq and is a predicted model, not a curated record. The transcript has 10 exons. Gene Ontology annotation, biological process: proteolysis.